Molecule: messenger RNA, 828 nt
Organism: Neohortaea acidophila
Lineage: Eukaryota; Fungi; Ascomycota; Dothideomycetes; Mycosphaerellales; Teratosphaeriaceae
Product: P-loop containing nucleoside triphosphate hydrolase protein
Exons: 2
Coding region: 1-828 (275 amino acids)
Biological process (GO): regulation of endocytosis
Cellular component (GO): endosome
Molecular function (GO): GTP binding; GTPase activity
Source: RefSeq, a predicted model, not a curated record
AUGGCUACAACAUCUUGGCAAUUUAUUGCGAAACUCAUUUGUCUCGGUAACUCAGGCUCUGGAAAGUCCAGUCUGACGAUCCGUCUCUGCGAAGGCCGAUUUGUAUCCCACCAUGAUGUGACGAUAGGCGUGGAGUUUGGGUCGCGAGUCGUCCCCGUAGGACCACCUGCGAGUCUGGAAUAUGGCAUCAACAAUCCCGCGUCCGCCACCGAUGCAUCGGCAUUAGCAACACCAAAGACAGCAUCGCCGAACGACAUCAAGGCGGGAAAGAAGGGGGCCGAUCAACAAAAACACAUGAAGCUAUCCCUAUGGGACACGGCAGGACAAGAGACAUACCGCUCCAUCACACGAUCCUACUUCCGCGGGGCUUCCGGCGCGUUGCUCGUCUUCGACAUCACACGACGGACGACCUUUGACUCCGUGACAUCCUGGCUCCAAGAUCUGCGACAAAUAGCGGAAGACGACAUCGUGGUGGUGCUCGUGGGCAACAAAUCUGACCUCGCGCCCGCUUCCACGGUGAGCGGGGCCAGCUCGGCGCCGAACAAACGCCAGGUCACGCAGGAAGAGGCGGAAGAAUGGUGUCGGCACAACAAGGUGAUGAAGUACAUUGAGACGUCGGCCAAGAGCGGGGAGAAUGUGGAGCGGGCGUUUCUCGAGGUGGCGGAGCGGAUAUAUCAGAACAUUGAGGCGGGCAAAUACGAUUUGAAUGAUCGGAGAAGUGGCGUGAAGGGCCCUGGGGCCGGUGGAGGAAACCAGAGGACGGUGACGUUGAAGAAGGAUGAUCGAGGUGGGGGAAAGAAGGGCGGGUUUGCGAGUGGAUGUUGUUGA